GCUGUAUGUAAAUAAUGUUGCAUCACUUUGGUCCCCAAGACAGAACAAAAACAUAAGUCCUUCAGAAUUUUUCCUGACCCCUCAAUGUUUUUUUUUUAUUACUAUUUUGUUUAUAUCCUUAAUUUUAAUUUCCUUUUUAAUAACAAAUCUCUUGAUCCAAGAGUUCACGUUUACUUGUAACAGAAGUCUUUGUAAAUCAUAUUACCAAAAACCUCGUCUUUCUUUACUCUCUCUCUCUCUUUCUCUUUCUCAAUUGAAAAAUGUCAUCUUUCCAAAACUCCCACAUUGAUUUGGAAAUUAUUUCCGGCGACCGUCAUUACCGUCGAAGUGACGUCAGCGGAGGAGAAGAUAGUUCUUCUUGUGAUUACGACUACGAUUUCCACUCGGCUGUUCGUAGUUUUUGCGGCGAGUUUGAAAUUGCUGAUGAUGACUUGGGUGGUGAUGAAACAUAUUCCGAUUCAGAAGCCUCUCGAUCAGCCGGAGGGUCUCCAGAGAAAGAUUGCAGGAUUUGCCACUUGGGUUUAGAGAGCAAUCGCCAUGAAUGUGGGGAUCCAAUGAUUCUUGGAUGUUCUUGUAAAGAUGAUUUGGGUUAUGUUCAUAAGCAAUGUGCCGAUACUUGGUUCAAGAUCAAGGGUAAUAAGACUUGCGAGAUUUGUCGUUGCAUAGCCCAAAACUUCUCUAAAGUUGCCAAUGAGAUUGAUCAAACAUUAACAACGGUUGAAACCAAUGUGGAUGACGUGGAGGCUGGUAACAUAUCAACCGUGGUGGCUACAAGUGAUUCCGAUGACCGGAGAUUCUGGAGAGGAAAUAGAUUCCUUAAUUUCCUUUUAACAUGUAUGGUAUGUGCAUUUGUAAUCUCAUGGUUCUUUCACUUUAACUUGCCUUCACAACAAUGAGAAGAGAAGAUUUUUAAAAAUCCUCUGUUUUUUUUUUCUCUUUCUCAAAUCUCAUUUCUUUUGCUUUGUGUGGCAUUUGAUUCCUGUUUUUAGCUUUUUGCACGAGUGCAAUCAUAUCAAACAAUUGGAUCAACAUUUA
Molecule: messenger RNA, 1035 nt
Organism: Camelina sativa (false flax)
Lineage: Eukaryota; Viridiplantae; Streptophyta; Magnoliopsida; Brassicales; Brassicaceae
Molecular function (GO): zinc ion binding
Source: RefSeq, a predicted model, not a curated record